This is a messenger RNA of Phymastichus coffea, 758 nucleotides long. RefSeq names its product FAD-linked sulfhydryl oxidase ALR (gene Alr). The transcript is spliced from 2 exons. The record is from RefSeq and is a predicted model, not a curated record. Gene Ontology annotation, cellular component: mitochondrion. Lineage: Eukaryota; Metazoa; Arthropoda; Insecta; Hymenoptera; Eulophidae. Gene Ontology annotation, molecular function: flavin-dependent sulfhydryl oxidase activity; flavin adenine dinucleotide binding. Bases 104 to 604 code for a protein of 166 amino acids.
CGUCGUCUGCAAGCAGAGCUCUAGUAGAAGGUGUACGACAAACGGCUAACGUGAGUGUAAUUAAAAGUUAUUAGGAGUUUUUAUUGGUUAAAUAAGGUUACUUAUGAGCACGAUGGAACCUAGAAAACCUUGUCGUACUUGCUCUGACUUCAAAUCGUGGGCAAAAAUGCAGAAACAAGCCAUGGAUGCUGAAAAAGAGUCAGAGCAGGAAAAAUCGAAAACUGACAAUAAAAAUAUUGUUGAAACAACAGUGGAUGCAAGAAAAGACUGUCCCUUGGACAGGGAUUCUCUAGGUUCUAAUACAUGGUCAUUUCUACAUACAAUGGCAGCUUAUUAUCCAAAAAAUCCAUCAACAGAACAGAGAAAAGAUAUGAAAACGUUUUUUCACCUAUUAUCACAGUUCUAUCCCUGCCAUAUUUGUGCAGGAGAUUUACAAGAGCAGUUAAAAGUGUCACCACCUAGAACUGACUCUCGACAUCAGCUAAGUCAAUGGCUUUGUGAAAUUCACAAUGAAGUCAAUAUAAAGUUAGGUAAACCUAUAUUUGAUUGUAAAUUAGUUAAUCAAAGAUGGAGAGAUGGUUGGCUUGAUGGCUCUUGUGAUUAAUUGCAAAAAUCUGCUACUAUUGCACAAAUGAAUGACUAUGAAUAGGUGCAAAAAGAAAUUUUCUACUGUAAAUAAGUAAAUAUUUAUAUUUGACUUUAUACAUAGUUUUCACAUUUUAUGAAAAGUGUAAAUAAUUAGUUCAUACACAAAUAAU